Pantherophis guttatus is the source of this 795-nucleotide messenger RNA. Its product is annotated as ras-related and estrogen-regulated growth inhibitor-like protein A. NCBI's taxonomy places the organism in Eukaryota, Metazoa, Chordata, Lepidosauria, Squamata, Colubridae. The record is from RefSeq and is a predicted model, not a curated record. Gene Ontology annotation, molecular function: GTP binding; GTPase activity.
AGCCAGAGUCGCCGGGCAGCAGGUGGCGUCGUCAGGUGCGCUUCUCCUCCUCCUCCUCCUCCGCCUCCGCUUCUCUCGCCCGCUUUGCCAUGUUGGUGCAACUGAAGACGGCUUUCCGACAAGCCGGGAAGAUGCCCGGAGGGACCUUGCCCAAACUGGAAGCCAACGUCCUGGUCAUCGGGGCGGAGAAAGUGGGGAAAUCGGCUUUGACUGUUCGGUUUCUGACCCGAAGAUUCAUUGGUGAAUACGGGAAUAUUGAAUCCAUUUAUAAUCACAACGUGAAGAUGGCCGGCCAGAGAGCAUCGUUUAAUAUCUGGGACUCGGCCUGCCCCCAGAUGGCCAACCUCCAGAGCUACCUGAACGAGAAACAGCUUCACUGGGCCGACGGUUUCAUUAUCGUCUACAGCAUCUGCGACCGAGCCAGUUUCGCUUUCGCCCGUCAUCAGCUCCAUUGGCUCCGACGUUCAAAGAGGAGGAACGGGGCGGGAAAGGUGCCCAUCGUUUUGGUGGGCAACAAACGAGACUUGGCGCACCAGCGGGCCGUAUCCAGCGAGGAAGGCCGGCUUUUGGCCCUGUCCACCAACUCUGGCUUUUUUGAAAUUUCCACCGCCGAGACCUACCACGGUUCUUCGGUGGUCUUCCAUGAACUUCUCAACAUGGUGCAGGACUCGAAGAGGUUCGCUAAGAAAACGGUGGGAAUCCAGAUUAUCCGCAGCGUGUCGGCCAUCUUUGGGCGAAGAAGGACGGACUGAAUGAAGCUUGGCUGGGCAGGAAAACUAAGAGCAAAUGUUAACA